CUUGCAAAUGUUAGAAUUUGUACACGCAAGACAUCUAUAUGUAUAUUCAGAAUUAAUUUGGGCUUUAAUUAUUAAUGAUUAGACUAAUGCAGUAGAUAAUUAUUUCAAAAAGAGGAUUUUUGGCUUUUAUACGCUUGUUUUCUUCGUGAAACAUUGUCCGACUCAAUGAACAGUAACGUCGUGGAGGAACCGCGGUUCGUUCGGUUGGAGCGUGAAAAGCGAUUUAACUUCUAAAAAUAAUAAAAGCGCAAUUAAUAAGCGAUGGAGUCCUAUCAUGUGUUAGAAAGCAUAGGAGAGGGCUCGUUUGGGCGGGUGUACAAAGGACGGAAAAAGUUCAGUGGCCAGGUGGUGGCUCUCAAGUUCAUCCCCAAGGUGGGCCGCUCUGACAAAGAGCUGCGGUCCCUCCGGAGGGAGAUCGACAUCAUGAGGGGACUGCGGCACCCCAACGUGAUCCUGCUGCUCGACAGCUUCGACACGGAGCGAGAAGUCGUCGUUGUCACGGAGUAUGCAGAAGGGGAGCUCUUCCAAAUUCUGGAGGACGAUGGAAGUUUGCCAGAGAAGCAGGUUCAAGUCAUCGCUUGCCAACUUGUUUCCGCUUUGUACUAUUUGCAUUCUCAUCGGAUACUUCACCGUGACAUGAAGCCGCAAAACAUUCUGCUGGGAAAAGGAGGGGUAGUGAAGCUGUGUGAUUUUGGUUUUGCCCGUGCAAUGAGCGUGUCCACCCUGGUACUGACCUCCAUCAAGGGCACACCCCUCUAUAUGUCUCCAGAGCUGGUGGAGGAGAAGCCCUACGACCACACAGCUGACCUGUGGUCACUAGGCUGCAUACUAUAUGAACUCCACACGGGGGCUCCUCCUUUCUACACCAACUCCAUCUUUCAGCUGGUAAAGUUGAUUGUCCAGGAUCCGGUCAAGUGGCCUGAGAGCAUGAGCGAGGAUUGCACGAGUUUCUUGAAAGGCUUGUUGACUAAGGAUCCUCAGAAAAGGUUGUCAUGGCCAGACCUCUUAUAUCACCCCUUCGUUGCUGAUGGAGUUUUAGUGCUCCCCGACAGCGGAUCCGACAACCCGCUGACAGUGACACCCAGCCCGGGCCUACAGGCGCUCAGGCUGCAGCAGGUGAAGGAGAAGGCGGGACCCCACAGUUUGGAAGGGAGGCUGCUGUGCAAGGCCUGGGAGCGGAGAGGCAAAGACAGGAAAGCUAAGAAGGGUUUUUCAGAAAAUGGACAAAUAGGAGGAACGAGGGGUGACUCCUCCAAUAAGCCACCUACGAGAAGAGCUCCACGUGAUCGGACCCCCUCAAAAGAUUGUACGGACACCCCUUUAGAGAAUGUGGCCGAGGAAUCUGCACAACCAGCUGCUGUGAAACUAGCCGACAGAAUGGGUCAGAUCAGCAGGGACUAUGCCAAGGAGUUUCCUUCUGUAGAGGUCGGACCCAGGUGCAUCCUCAAGCAACCGCACAGAGGCCAGGGCUGUCUGGAUUCCGUUCACUUGGAGAACGAGGAUGUUGACAGCGAUGAGGAAUUGCAGCAUUUAAUUAAUAAAACUGACCCAGGGAAUCCAGCACUUACAGCCUUUGACCAGGCCGUCUUGCCACGUUUGAGGACCCGAUUAAUGACAUCUAAAGUCCAGCUACUGGGCGGAAUGUUGGAAGGAGCAUGCCGAAUCCGUCCACCUCUGCGGGUCCUGAGUAACCUUCUGACCCCAGACUUAGACUCCAAGGCUGCAACCUCCAUGGCCACGGAAUUGGGCUUGCCUGACCUCUUGUUCAGUCUAAUUGAGGACAUCCUGGAGAACCCUGUCUCAAAGCAGCCUUGGUGCAUACCAGUCCUAGGAGAUUUGCUCUCUUUGCUUGUGGCAUACUGGGAAAGGCACUUUGUUGCAGAACCAGUUGAAAAGCGACUGGAGGAACAAGCCAGACUCUUCAUCACUAUUUUGCUUCGUCCAGAUAUGGCUCCUUUGGCACCUUCAGCUGCCACUGUGUUAGCCCUGUUCACACAACAGGGCAUCCUGGUGGAUGUCUCCCCUGAUAAGCUCAUCACCGCCAUGGAGGCUGCCCUGUCUUCCCAUGUGGAGCACCAUGUCCCUCCAACCCGAGACUGGGGACUUUUUGAUGGCUUCCUAGUAGUGUUCUUUCAGACUCUCUCUGAACAAGCAGAAUUCCCUCACUCUCAGUUUUUGAACUCGGAUCUCUGGCGCUUCCUGUGGGUGAGAGUUAGCGAUGCACUCAAGGUGGACAACAUGAAAUAUUUUUCACUUAGCGGUCUGCACAUCUUCCUCUCAUUGGCUCUCUCCAUGUUCACCAGAGAGCCCCAGCACUGCAUCCCUCUUCUUGCUGAUAAGGAGAUGGGCUGCGUGGCAACCUUAGGACAUCUACUUACAGCUGACCGGGUAGGAAUGAAGGACUGGACUUCAGAAUGGAGACCCACCCCCCCAUGUAGUGACACCAGUCAGAGCAGCCUAUCACUGAUGAGCUGCCACCUGCUCUGCUUCCCAUUCGCUCUUGAGGUGUCCAAUGAGACCAUGGAGCAGAUCCUCCAAUCGUAUCACAGAUGUGACAUCGUCUCCCGUCUGCUGCAGCUCUCUUUAGGUCUCCCAUUACCUCUUGUGGAGUUACCCCUCGCCCUGCUGUGUCGUCUGUUGCUGUGUGACCCAGAGCAUUCCGUCUCCACGUUCAUGGCUGCUGCUGAGCUCUCUGGCUUCUUCCGUCCCUCAUCUGGACCGGAGCACACUGACGACUUUAGCCCCCCUGAUGAAGGGCAUCAGGGACUCUGCCACCCAGUGGGUAGAACAGCCAGUUCCCUCCUAAGUGCAUUCCUCAAUUCAGAAGGGUUCUCAGAUUUGGCUGCAGAACUCAUCACCGUGGUGUCUCUGACAGCCCGCUGUUUGCUGCGACCCUCUCUCUCCCACCUGUACAUAGACCCAGCCUUACUAAGGACAUCCUUGGCUUUCUCAGACCACACAGUGAGAGCUGCCACCUGUAGCUUGCUUGGUAAUCUCAAUCCCAUGGUGGCGCAGACCCUUCCUGACGAGCAGGCCCUCCUGAGGCUCUUCCAAGAUCUGAUUGCCAGGCUCCAUGAUGAAUCCUUGCCUGUGCGCAGGGUGGGUUGCCGGGCAGUUGGCACAUGGUUGGGUCUGAUUGGCAGGGUAGGUGGAGACAGUAAAGAAAAAGUUAGUGGUCCAGGAGGGGAGUCAACAACUUGCAGGGUUGAUGGGUGGGUGAAAGUGGCUCAAGGGGCAGUACCAGCACUAGUGGCCCUCCUGCGGGACCCUGACUCGCUGGUACGUCGACACUGUUGCGGAGCCCUGGGGAAUCUGGCUGUGCUCCAGGGCAUGACGGCCUCCUUGCUCCAGUUUCAUGCCCCUGGCAGACUCCUCCAUACUGCUUGCACAGACUCCCAGCAGGAGGUGAGGCUCGCGGCCAUCAGCAACCUCCGUGUCUUCAGCCAACAGACCGAGCUACAAAGGGCUUUAGUGUCCUUGGAUGCCUUUGAGAAACUAAGUCAGGUGUUCCAGAAUGCACCUGCUCCGCAUCAGUGCCACUGGCUCAUCAACCAGCUGCGUCCCUCUGGAAGGCCCGGACAGCACCAGAAUUCUCACACACACCGUUAGCGGCACUAAGCCAUGUUGUCCUUUUUGCUUCUGACCUUUCCAUUUCAUGACAAGGUCAAGUCACAUGUGGAAUUUGUCAUUAAUGGGAUUUACAUAUUUUGUAAAAUUUGAGAAGAUUUUUUUUCUUAGAUUUGUUAUAAAGGUUUUCUAAACUGAA
Scleropages formosus (Asian bonytongue) is the source of this 3766-nucleotide messenger RNA. It is a transcript of the gene stk36, whose product is annotated as serine/threonine kinase 36 (fused homolog, Drosophila). Gene Ontology annotation, molecular function: protein binding; protein kinase activity; ATP binding. Gene Ontology annotation, cellular component: cytoplasm. Gene Ontology annotation, biological process: protein phosphorylation; smoothened signaling pathway. The record is from RefSeq and is a predicted model, not a curated record. The transcript has 20 exons. The coding region runs from base 262 to 3609 and encodes 1115 amino acids. NCBI's taxonomy places the organism in Eukaryota, Metazoa, Chordata, Actinopteri, Osteoglossiformes, Osteoglossidae.